This is a messenger RNA of Tetrahymena thermophila SB210, 933 nucleotides long. RefSeq lists its product as hypothetical. The transcript is spliced from 3 exons. The record is from RefSeq and is a predicted model, not a curated record. NCBI's taxonomy places the organism in Eukaryota, Ciliophora, Oligohymenophorea, Hymenostomatida, Tetrahymenidae.
AUGUCUUAACAGUAAAGUUCUGAAUAAUUUUCAUCUCCUUAAUCCGGAUCUACAAUAGAGUCAAAAUAAAAACAUAAAACUAAAAUUAGGAGCAUUUCUACCAAUAAAUAGUACAACAAAGCAGACCAAUAGCCUUUAAAAUUAGAUAAAAUAGAUUUUAAAAAGCGUGAAAAUUCAUUUGUUCUUGAUUGCUAAAAAUUUAGUGCAAAAGAAACUCUAACUUACGAUCCUUUGUUAGAUGAUAAUUUAAGAUUAUUUUUUUACAAUCCUCGCAAUAAAUAAAGUCUCAUAAAGAAUGGAUUGAUAAAAAGAGAUGGAAGUCCUGUUGAUUCUAAAAUGUAUAGAUAAUUUUUAAACUAAACGACAAUAAAUAGAACCAACUCAAUAGAGACCUUCUAUGAGAGGGAAGUAAUAAAAAAACAUAAGGAUUAAAAGCUACCGCCCAUAAUAAAAAUAGAACAAAUUUCGCCAAGAUAAAAUAGCAACGAUAAAGAAAAAGAAGAAAAUUUAAGCACUAAGCAGUUGACUUAAAGAAAAGUCUAAAAGCCAACAUAAAUUUAAUUAGAUAAACAGGAAAAUUCAUUUUCCAAUAAUUUUUUAACUCCUCAGACAAAGUAUAAUGCUGGAAGGAAAAGCCCAUUUGCUAAAUCUUAAAGUAGAAGAAGGAUUUAAAAGAUAUCUUCUGUUGAAAAAGAAAGAACUGAUAAAAAAGAAAAAAUAAUUCACACUUAUGGAUAUACCUUAUAGGAGUUAAAAGAAGAUAGAUAAAAUACGAAAGAGUUAAAAAAAAAUUAAGUAAAUAGCUAUUAUGAAAAAAAUAGAAACAGUGAAAGUCCUAACAAAGAUAAACCUGUAAAAAAGGAGGAUUUCGAUAUAUUUAUUCAAACUUUUAGAUAAAAAUACUCAAAUAAAAAGCUUACAGAUUAAUAAUGA